GGGUGGAGCUCCUUUUCCUCUCCAAGUUUAUCUCUUUCCCACCGAGCUUGUGGAGUGAAAAGCUGCGUGAGAUUAGCAGAGGUAGGGGAGUGAUUCAACGAAGCUUUGAGUGUACUGGGAGUGAUUCAAGACAUUCCUGUCUGAAGCGACUGACUUCUAUAGCAAUUUGACCAAGGCUUUCAGAGAAGUUUGUGGUCUGCCAGGGGAGGUGUUCUUGUAUAACAAAGGAGAGUUCAUUUUCUACUGAACAAAUGAAAUUGAGCAAGUGUCAGUUUGCAUGCCACCGCUUUCUAAUAUGUCUUGGGGAUCUUGCUAGAUAUGGCGAGCUUUGUAAGAAACAGGAUGCUUCUAAAUGGUCGGUUGCGUUUACUUACUACUUAGAAGCAAGCAGGAUAUGGCCAGCUAGCGGCAAUCCCCAUAAUCAACUGGCACUGUUAGCAACAUAUGUUGGCGAUGCUUUCCUGGCAUUGUACCACUGCACGAGAAGUUUAGCUGUUAAAGAACCUUUCCCUGAUGCAUGGAAUAACCUUAUGCUACUCUUUGAAGAGAACGGGUCAUCCCAUCUGUCUUCACUUUCCAGUGAGACACACAUCGAUUUGUUAAAGCCAUUUGAAAAAGUCUCCUUGCAGGCCGCACCACAGUCUCUCACUGGAUCUUCAAAUAAGAGUAACUUGGAAACUAACAACAUCUUUUCUACUGCAAAAACUGAACUCUGGCCCCUCUUUGUGAGAUUGAUAAGUUUUUUCCUUGGGAGAUCCAGGGCGUGACGGUGGUUCACGAUGUUCCUUUGACGGGGUUGCAUGAAAUAU
This is a messenger RNA of Coffea arabica (coffee), 809 nucleotides long. Its product is annotated as nonsense-mediated mRNA decay factor SMG7-like. Gene Ontology annotation, biological process: nuclear-transcribed mRNA catabolic process, nonsense-mediated decay. Gene Ontology annotation, cellular component: telomerase holoenzyme complex. The record is from RefSeq and is a predicted model, not a curated record. Gene Ontology annotation, molecular function: protein binding; telomeric repeat DNA binding; telomerase RNA binding. Lineage: Eukaryota; Viridiplantae; Streptophyta; Magnoliopsida; Gentianales; Rubiaceae.